CUAGGUAGUCAGUUCAGUAGGUUUUGAGACACAGCUUGACUAGUGCAAAUAGCACUGCUUUCCAAACCUCCUAACAUUAACGUUAAACUGUAUGCCGACUUUACGAGUCCUACUUUUAUGCAUUUAAGAAGCCACAUAUUGGAACCUAAAACGGGAGCUUAAACUGCCUAUAACUGUAGUUUUUUUAAAUAACGAUUCAUCCAGCGCAGGGCAGGUUCAGGCGGGCGUUUAACGUUAGCUUAGCAAGACUCAUGGAGUGUCCUCACCUAAACUCCAGUGUCUGUAUCACGGUGGACCCUACCCGGUUUCCCAAUGGUUCUCCUUCUUCGUGGUGUUGUACCGUUUGCAGAUCAAACAAAAGUCCCUGGGUUUGCCUGACAUGUCUGAACGUGCAUUGUGGAAGGUAUGUUAAUGGCCAUGCGAAAAAGCAUUUCGAAGACAUUCAGGUUCCGGCUGGCAGUCAAAGGAAGCCAGAGCGAGAAAAAUGUCAGCAGCACUCUGUGUGUAUGGACUGUAACAGUUAUAGCACAUUCUGUUACCGAUGUGAUGAAUUUGUGGUGAACGACACAAAACUGGGGCACGUGCAGAGAGUCAGAGAGCAUCUGCAGAGUUUGGAAAACUCUGUGUCUAAUACUGAGAGGCAAAGGAAGAGAAAACUUUCAGACAGUUCCUCUCCGGACAGCAAGCUGAAGAAAGAUGGUGAAGGCUCCCCAGCCUUUUGUGCCACGGGCCUGCGUAACCUAGGCAACACCUGCUUCAUGAAUGCCAUUCUCCAGUCCCUAAGUAACAUCCAGGCGUUCAGCUGUUAUUUCAAGGAGCUGCCCUGUGUGGCCUUACGAAGCGGGAAAACGGCAGGACGGAGAAUGUACCACACCAGAAGUCAAGGGGACAGCAGUGUAUCUCUGGUUGAGGAGUUCAGAAAAACGCUUUGUUCACUUUGGCAGGGGAGUCAGACCGCCUUUAGCCCAGACGCUGUCUUUUAUGUUAUCUGGAAAAUAAUGCCAAGUUUCAGGGGUUACCAGCAACAAGAUGCUCAUGAAUUUCUGCGUUACCUGCUGGAUCAUCUCCACAGAGAGAUGCAGGGAAGCAAGAACGGCUCACCCAGUCCUGCCGUGUCUCCUGACCGACCCAAACAUCCUUCUGAGAGCAAAUGCUGCAUAAAUGGGACCUCGACUAUCGUUACGUCUGUGUUCGGUGGUAUCCUCCAGAAUGAGGUGAACUGCUUGAUAUGUGGGACGGAGUCUAGAAAAUUCGACCCAUUCCUAGAUCUUUCAUUGGACAUACCAAGCCAGUUCAGGAUCAAGAUCACAAAAGACCAAGAGCCAGGGCCAACAUGCACUUUGAAAGAUUGUCUUCGUAGUUUCACAGAUUUGGAGGAACUGGAUGAGACCGAGCUCUACAUGUGUCACAAGUGCAAAAAGAGACAAAAGUCCACCAAGAAGUUCUGGAUCCAGAAACUACCCAAGGUGCUUUGUUUGCAUCUCAAGAGGUUUCACUGGACAGCAUUUCUGAGGAAUAAGAUUGACACCUAUGUAGAGUUUCCUAUGCGAGGCCUUGACAUGAAAAGCUACUUGUUAGAGCCGGAAAACAGCUUGCCUGAAAGAUGCCUGUAUGAUCUUGCUGCUGUAGUGGUGCAUCACGGAUCAGGCAUCGGCUCUGGUCAUUACACGGCAUACGGGCUGCACGAGGGCAAGUGGUAUCACUUCAACGACAGCACGGUCACUACGGUCAGCGAGGAAGCUGUGCUCAAAGCCAAGGCUUACAUCCUGUUCUACACAGAGCACACCGAUCAAGACAAGCCAGUCUCAGCAAAUCCACCCAAGCUUUAAGAUUUAUCAUACUGCCUCCAGAUCAGUACAACCCCCCUACUGAUCUCUGAUCAGUCAAUGGACCUUUGUGUACCGUUUUAUGCUAUCCACAAUAAUUUCUGGAUCACACAACCUCAGUAAAAAUCUAAUCGCUGCUUUCGUAUUGACUUUUCGUUUAAUAUAUCGUCCUGGUUUUGACUUUCGUAAGCCACCAGCGUUCGGUUUGGUAACAGAAGUGAGAAAUGAUUCCAGAUGUAAUUGUUUAAAAGGGGAGUUUCGUUUGUAGAGGAAACAGGCGACACAAAUUGACUGAACAAAGCGCUUUACAAUUGCAAAUCGGAUAUAUUUCUCGCUGAGUGUUUUUCUGUCAGUUAAAAUGAUUACAGCCGUCACAUUUCUGCGUAAGGCACAGCAGUCUCCUGUUCACAAAUGCUGCUUAUUCCAGGAAAAUGUAUUUCUGUUCCGCUCAGAAACACCAGUGCUUUGCUUGUACUUAAGUCUGCCGUAUUGGUCUGUAUUAACGUGGGUGUGUUUUUAAAAGCCAAAACUUGAAAUAUUUGAUUUAAUGUGAUUAAAUUUGUAUCACGAAGCAGUAGUUAAACACGGCUGUCACCUCACUAAUGUGAAAACCAUUUGUCUGAAGGGUCCACUAGCUCAUGUGUCUUGUUUAUUUUAAGCUUGAAAAUGUUGUACAGUUUUGGUCCUUUAAGAAUUAAAGAGAUGCAGGUUGUGC
Messenger RNA from Triplophysa rosa, 2541 nucleotides. It is a transcript of the gene usp3, whose product is annotated as ubiquitin specific peptidase 3. Gene Ontology annotation, cellular component: cytoplasm. Bases 252 to 1829 code for a protein of 525 amino acids. Gene Ontology annotation, molecular function: zinc ion binding; cysteine-type deubiquitinase activity. Gene Ontology annotation, biological process: protein deubiquitination. The transcript has 15 exons. The record is from RefSeq and is a predicted model, not a curated record. Lineage: Eukaryota; Metazoa; Chordata; Actinopteri; Cypriniformes; Nemacheilidae.